GCCCCGGGGCCGGCGGUGCCGGGGUCAUCGGGAUGAUGCGGACGCAGUGUCUGCUGGGGCUGCGCACGUUCGUGGCCUUCGCCGCCAAGCUCUGGAGCUUCUUCAUUUACCUUUUGCGGAGGCAGAUCCGCACGGUAAUUCAGUACCAAACUGUUCGAUAUGAUAUCCUCCCCUUAUCUCCUGUGUCCCGGAAUCGGCUAGCCCAGGUGAAGAGGAAGAUCCUGGUGCUGGAUCUGGAUGAGACACUUAUUCACUCCCACCAUGAUGGGGUCCUGAGGCCCACAGUCCGGCCUGGUACGCCUCCUGACUUCAUCCUCAAGGUGGUAAUAGACAAACAUCCUGUCCGGUUUUUCGUACAUAAGAGGCCCCAUGUGGAUUUCUUCCUGGAAGUGGUGAGCCAGUGGUACGAGCUGGUGGUGUUUACAGCAAGCAUGGAGAUCUAUGGCUCUGCUGUGGCAGAUAAACUGGACAAUAGCAGAAGCAUUCUUAAGAGGAGAUAUUACAGACAGCACUGCACUUUGGAGUUGGGCAGCUACAUCAAGGACCUCUCUGUGGUCCACAGUGACCUCUCCAGCAUUGUGAUCCUGGAUAACUCCCCAGGGGCUUACAGGAGCCAUCCAGACAAUGCCAUCCCCAUCAAAUCCUGGUUCAGUGACCCCAGCGACACAGCCCUUCUCAACCUGCUCCCAAUGCUGGAUGCCCUCAGGUUCACCGCUGAUGUUCGUUCCGUGCUGAGCCGAAACCUUCACCAACAUCGGCUCUGGUGACAGCUGCUCCCCCUCCACCUGAGUUGGGGUGGGGGGGAAAGGGAGGGCGAGCCCUUGGGAUGCCGUCUGAUGCCCUGUCCAAUGUGAGGACUGCCUGGGCAGGGUCUGCCCCUCCCACCCCUCUCUGCCCUGGGAGCCCUACACUCCACUUGGAGUCUGGAUGGACACAUGGGCCGGGGGCUCUGAAGCAGCCUCACUCUUAACUUCGUGUUCACACUCCAUGGAAACCCCAGACUGGGACACAGGCGGAAGCCUAGGAGAGCCGAACCAGUGUUUGUGAAGAGGCAGGACUGGCCAGAGUGACAGACAUACGGUGAUCCAGGAGGCUCAAAAGAGAAGCCAAGUCAGCUUUGUUGUGAUUUGAUUUUUUUUUAAAAACUCUUGUACAAAACUGAUCUAAUUCUUCACUCCUGCUCCAAGGGCUGGGCUGUGGGUGGGAUACUGGGAUUUUGGGCCACUGGAUUUUCCCUAAAUUUGUCCCCCCUUUACUCUCCCUCUAUUUUUCUCUCCUUAGACUCCCUCAGACCUGUAACCAGCUUUGUGUCUUUUUUCCUUUUCUCUCUUUUAAACCAUGCAUUAUAACUUUGAAACCAAA
Molecule: messenger RNA, 1362 nt
Organism: Gorilla gorilla gorilla (western lowland gorilla)
Lineage: Eukaryota; Metazoa; Chordata; Mammalia; Primates; Hominidae
Gene: CTDNEP1
Product: CTD nuclear envelope phosphatase 1
Exons: 8
Coding region: 33-767 (244 amino acids)
Molecular function (GO): phosphatase activity
Source: RefSeq, a predicted model, not a curated record